AUGCCUCCUCAGUCAAUUCUCGCCAGCGAUGCUGGCGAGAGUAGGCCGCAGCUGGCCCUGGCUGCACCAAGACAACCACUGCAGCCAAUUUCGGCCAAUACCGGUACUCGCCUGCCGCCUGCUGCUCCUGUCAAGAAGAAGCCCGGUCCAAAGCCAAAGUCCCUGAUCGACCGCAAAGUUGUGGAGAAGCCUGUCAAACGCCAGCAAAGGAGCUAUUCUAGGGAGAGGAAGCUUCAAGUCCUUACGUUUCUGUUGCACCACAAGAUGAUUCAAACUCGCCAGAGACAACAGCGCCGCCGUGAUGACUUGCUUUCCUUCCAUACAAGUACCGAGGAUAUGGUAGGACCCAGUCGGUAUGGCCUUAUGCCAAAGGCCGAGCUGGUCAGACUGUGCAGGCACUAUAGGCUCAAAGUCUCUGGGAACAAGGCAAGCUUGAUUGAGCGGUUGAGGGCUCGGGAGGAACAAGCUGAUCAGGGGCAGCACUGA
Messenger RNA from Chaetomium globosum CBS 148.51, 486 nucleotides. RefSeq lists its product as uncharacterized. The transcript has a single exon. Bases 1 to 486 code for a protein of 161 amino acids. The record is from RefSeq and is a predicted model, not a curated record. NCBI's taxonomy places the organism in Eukaryota, Fungi, Ascomycota, Sordariomycetes, Sordariales, Chaetomiaceae.